Acanthopagrus latus (yellowfin seabream) is the source of this 803-nucleotide messenger RNA. Its product is annotated as claudin-like protein ZF-A89. Gene Ontology annotation, biological process: bicellular tight junction assembly; cell adhesion. Lineage: Eukaryota; Metazoa; Chordata; Actinopteri; Spariformes; Sparidae. The coding region runs from base 11 to 670 and encodes 219 amino acids. The transcript has a single exon. Gene Ontology annotation, cellular component: bicellular tight junction; plasma membrane. Gene Ontology annotation, molecular function: structural molecule activity. The record is from RefSeq and is a predicted model, not a curated record.
ACAGAUCUCUAUGUUACUGCUGCAACCUGAGACAAAUAUGGCUUCUGCAGGUCUUCAGAUCCUCGGCAUCUUCCUGGCAACCAUCGGCUUUCUGGGAGACAUCAUCAUCUGCGCCCUGCCCAUGUGGAAGGUCUCUGCUUUCAUCGGGAACAACAUCGUCACGGCGCAGAUCUUCUGGGAGGGCCUGUGGAUGAACUGUGUGAAGCAGAGCACUGGACAGAUGCAGUGCAAGGUCUACGACUCCAUGCUGGCUCUGCCCCGUGACCUGCAGGCCGCCCGCGCCCUGGUUGUCAUCUCCAUUCUGAUCGCCCUCAUGGGAAUCCUGCUCGCUGUGGCAGGUGGAAAGUGCACCAACUGUAUUGAAGAUGAGGAGUCUAAGAGCAAGGUGGCCAUCGCUGCGGGGGUGUUCUUCAUCGUCGGUGGCAUCCUGUGCAUGAUCCCCGUGUCCUGGUCUGCUCACGAGGUCAUCAGGAACUUCUACAGCCCCAUCAUGGUGGACGCUCAGAGGAGGGAGCUCGGCGCGUCGCUGUUCAUCGGUUGGGGAUCUGCAGGACUGCUGCUCAUUGGAGGAGCUCUUCUCUGCUGUCAGUGCGAGCAGCGUAAGGACAGCAGGUACUCUGUCAAAUAUUCUGCCCCUCGCUCUGCAGCCAGCGGAGGAGCAUACGUUUAAAACGCCUGCAAAUACUGAAGGUCUACAACCUCUCUCGCUCCAGGAGGCUUCCCUGAAUUUUUAUUUUCUUCAGUGGUCUUAAUUUAAAGGUUUUUACUGAUUUAUUUUAAUAAAUGAAACUUCCAUUUAAUCA